Eublepharis macularius is the source of this 8544-nucleotide messenger RNA. It is a transcript of the gene BMAL2, whose product is annotated as basic helix-loop-helix ARNT like 2. The transcript is spliced from 17 exons. The record is from RefSeq and is a predicted model, not a curated record. The coding region runs from base 125 to 2014 and encodes 629 amino acids. Gene Ontology annotation, molecular function: protein dimerization activity; RNA polymerase II cis-regulatory region sequence-specific DNA binding; DNA-binding transcription factor activity, RNA polymerase II-specific. Gene Ontology annotation, biological process: regulation of transcription by RNA polymerase II. Gene Ontology annotation, cellular component: transcription regulator complex; aryl hydrocarbon receptor complex; nucleus. NCBI's taxonomy places the organism in Eukaryota, Metazoa, Chordata, Lepidosauria, Squamata, Eublepharidae.
GGCGGUCCGGGGCGGCCUUCUCGGGCUCCGGCACUGCCUUCCCGCCGGCGGCCGCGCUCGCCUCGCUUCAUGCCUCGCCGGAGGAGCGGGCGCCGCCGAGGCCGAGACCGCGGCGGAGCGGCCCAUGGCGGAGGCGGCAGCGGCCCCGGAGGAGACCCGCCAGGGCCUGAGGGCGGCGGCCGGGCCGGGGGAGGGAAAUAAUCUUCAGAUGGAAGGGACCUCGUGUGUUUCCUCUGUUGUCUCAGGCCUCAUGAAUCCUGUCACAAAGCUUGCCACUGCCAGUUCAAUCAAUACGUUUGUGGUGGAGUUUCCACGGAAACGCAAAGGAAGUGAUUCUGAUAACCAGUACGCAGGUGACAUUGAUGUUGACGAUCUACAGAGCAGGAGUGAAGAUGACGAACAUGUAAAAAUUAAAUAUUUCAGGGAGGCUCAUAGCCAAACAGAAAAGCGAAGAAGAGACAAAAUGAACAACCUGAUAGAAGAACUAUCCGCCAUGAUACCUCAGUGCAAUCCAGUAGCACGUAAACUGGAUAAACUUACAGUGUUAAGAAUGGCCGUGCAGCACUUAAAGUUUUUGAAAGGUUCUACUAGUUCUUACUCAGAAGUCCGCUAUAAGCCUUCAUUUUUACAAGAUGAUGAACUCCGACAUUUAAUCCUUAAGGCUGCAGAUGGGUUCCUAUUUGUGGUUGGAUGCGAUAGAGGAAAAAUCUUGUUUGUUUCAGAAUCAGUCUCCAAGAUUCUCAAUUAUGACCCAGCCAGUUUGAUUGGCCAAAGUCUUUUUGACUAUCUUCAUCCGAAAGAUGUUGCCAAAGUGAAAGAGCAACUUUCAUCUUCAGAUGCUACGCCAAGAGAAAAGUUAAUAGAUGCCAAAACUGGCUUGCAAGUCCACACUGAUUUCCAGGCAGGAUUAUCUCGCCUGCAUUCGGGUGCUCGGCGGUCAUUUUUCUGUCGAAUAAAGUAUACAAGAAACAUUAUCAAAGAAGAAAAGGAGUCUUUGCCAAGCGCAAAAAAGAAAGAUCAUAAAAAGUACUGUACAGUUCAUUGUACUGGUUAUCUGAAGAGCUGGCCUCCUAAUGAAGUCGGAGUAGAAGAAAAUGAUGUGGAAAAAGACAGCAGUAACUACCACUGUCUUGUUGCAAUCGGGCGAUUACACCCGUACAUUAUUCCCCCCAAAAGCGGAGAGAUUAAGGUCAAGCCAGCGGAGUUUGUAACACGCUUUGCCAUGGAUGGAAAAUUUGUUUUUGUAGAUCAACGAGCAACAGCAAUUUUAGGUUAUCUGCCACAAGAAUUGUUAGGAACUUCUUGCUAUGAGUACUUCCACCAAGAUGAUCACAGUCAUCUAACUGAUAAACACAAAGCAGUGCUGCAGAGUAAAGAAAAAAUAUUUACAAACUCCUACAAAUUCAAAGCAAAAGAUGGUUCUUUUGUCACACUAAAAAGUCAAUGGUUCAGUUUUGUAAAUCCAUGGACUAAAGAACUGGAAUACGUCGUGUCAACCAAUACCGUUGUUCUAGGCCAUAAUGAGAUGGGUGAAGAAGCAUUGCUGCCCUGCAGUUCCCUGUCUUCAGAAGACAUGCCAAAGCCAUCAUUUCUUGGUGUACCGGGGAUGUCUACGGAAACUGUGCUUGGGGCUGGAAGCAUAGGAACAGAGAUUGCAAAUGAAGUCUUAGAUUUGCAAAGAUUACAUACAUCUCCACCUCUUGGGGAGUUAAGUCCAUCAGAUCUUAUGAGGAAGUCUUCUUCCCCAGUUAUAACAGUAACCUGCAGUAAUGUGCCAAGUAAAGAGCUGAUUCAAUUAUGUCCUUCUGCAGUGGAAGAUCUGGAGACUCCAGGGCGAAAUCAGGGCACUGUUUCAUUCCCUAGCAAUGCACCUCUCCUCAGUGAUUCUGCACAGUUGGAUUUUGACGCAGUGUGUGAAAACGACACAGCCAUGGCUGCACUUAUGAAUUACUUGGAAGCUGAAGGCGGUCUGGGUGAUGCAGCAGAGUUAAGCGAGAUGCAGUGGACUCUCUAGUUGCGUGUCUGCAGCUGAGAAGGAACAUCUUUUAAUGCACAAAAAGAAUUCUACGUCGCUAAGUACUGUAUUGGUACCACUUAAGGCUUUAAAUAAUAUUUACUAUAUUAUAUAUAUUUUUAAAAGACUUGCCUUGUUCAUAAAGAAAUCAGUUUAACUGCAUUACAUUGAAAAGAUGUGAUAUUUUUAAAGGACACACACGACCUCAAUUUGUUACUCAUACAAAUGUUGACUGGAAAACUUAAAAAGGUUAUAUUUUUCCUAAAAAUCUUUAGGUAGAAUAUAUUGUAAAAAUGGGCAUAGGGUUUUUUGUUCUGAAAUGUUCGAUUUUUUGAAAUAUUUAAGUUCCUAAUUUAUUAGCAUCACUUCGGAAAUGUCUCGACUUUAGUACCGUUAGAAUUUUUAAAGUAUCAAUUUCUGUGGAAACUGUAUUCUGUUUGAGGCUUUUAUUUUAAACACAAAACCUGGGAUCAAGAAGCAGACAGUCCUGUUAAAAGGACCAGUCAUCACGUACAACAAGGGAAAACGCGCGUGUGUGUGUGGGUCUCACUACAAAACCACUAGAGGCAAGUGGGAGCUCGGAGGCCUGAACUCCAUGCAUCUCAUCGCAUCUAACAUUGGCAGCAGGCAGACCAAAAACGAAGCGCAGCAGAGAGCUCACUGCUGCUGCCCACAUUCAUAUCAGGCACUGAUUGGACAGUUGCUGGUUAUUCUACCAGAAACCUCUUAAGCGACAGACUAGACAAUCAUUGCUACCAAGAUUAAAAAUAGAAGUAGGAAUGUUGAUUGAGAUAAACCAGUUCAGGAAAAAUUGAACUAUAAAGAUAUUUUGUGUUAAUUUUUUAGUGUACAAGCAUGAAAAUCUUGCUUCACUGCUGGGCCCUGGAGUGGGUGUGAAGCUCUCGUGGUCCUUCCAGUUGUGAUGCGGGAAAUGGCUCCAACAGUUCAGGCAAUAGCCAGUUUAGAAGGCUGGGAGGCACCGUGCGUCCCAGAGGAUAGAGAUGAGAGCUCCAGUUCCAGAUGCCAGAAACCUUCUGCCAUACCUGAAAAAGGAGAUGUGGCGGUCCUCUCAUACAGUCCGCUCCUCGGCAUUUGGACAUGUAGGCAAACGCAUGUCUUCAAACAUGCUGUGUUAAACUUGGACUGAACUUGAGCUUCAGCUGAAAUUAACUAUAUUUUAAAAUAGUUUUAAAGGUAGGCAAUAGUGAAUAGUUUUUCUGAAGUGUGAUAGAACUUCAGUAAAAGUGCGUGUGUGGGGGUGGGUGGGUGAGAGAGACACAGAGAGAGAGAAAUGUGGGGAGCUUGCCUUGCACCUUAUAAAAUUCGCAGGUGGGCCCCAUAACAACCUGAGACCACGUUCCACAUUGUAUGUAGGGGCCAGUUAAUGUUUUCCCCAUGGGUAGUGCAAUUCUAAGGCAGGCACCUGUGCCCCAGCUUAUCUGUGGCGCAGCUGUCCCCUCCCCAAUGUCUUUCGCAAGAGAGUCACGCUAGCGGCCAAGUCUAGCAAGGCAUGUGAGGCCAUAGCAGGGAGCAUCUCCCAGCGGCCAUGCCACCCCUCAUGUCAGGCCAGCGAGUGGCAAGGAAAGGCGCAGCCAGUGUGUGAGUCGCAAUCCCCACCAGCUGUCAACACCUCCCCUCCAGAGACCAGGCUGCCGGAGACCAGAAGGUCCCGUGAUUGCAGCGCCUGUCCUGAGGCACCCGACUUAGGAGAAGCCCUCUGUAGAGGGGGGAGCUCAGGUGCUGGCGGGGCAGGCCCCCUGAGCUCCCUGCUGGGUCCAGGUGGACUGUUGAGUCUCCGCUUUCUCAUGGACAGGUCCCACAGUGCUGCCUGUCAGGGUUGCUCCCCUCCUCUGCAGAGAGCAGGUGCUCAGGGCACAAAGGCCCCCUACGAUCACACUCACCAUGCCCCCACAGAGACAGGUGGGGGGGUUGCUCAGCCAAGCUGCAGGAAGGGCGCAUGCUCACCCCCUGUGGUGGGGAACUGUCAGGCCAACAGCCAAGGCACCAUGUACCUGGAAGGCCCCCCAGGCUCCACAACCCUGGGACGUGGUUGUGCCCCUUCUUCGCGGAAGCUGCAAAGGAGGCAUGGGGCAACUGCCUCAUCAAAAGGCAAAGAGACAGCGGGGGGUGGUCCGGGCAGGGUGCCCCUGGAGCAUGCCCCAGAAACUGCUGAAAGGUACAUACUCCCCUGGUAGAUGAGGAGGGGGCUACAACCUGCUCAAGAAUGUACCAUGCUCACCAGUGGAGGGGGGCUCCUGGUGACUAUUCUGUGUGCCCCUGGCAGGCAGAGGGAUGGGAGGGGGGCUGGCAGUGGACCACAAGCUGCAGUUACAAGCUGUCCAAGCAGCCUCUCAAUGCAUGCCUGACCCUUGUGCGUGACAGCCAUAGAUGCCGCUGCAGAUGCAUCCAGCCCGGCUGUGUGCUCGUGACCUCCUCCUCCUCCUCCACUCACGGCGGAUCUCCAGCAGCUCUUUCUCGAUUGCUGCUCUCAUGCCUCCCUCUGAUCUGGAGCCUGUGGCACCCAGCUCCUGGUCUGCCGGCCGGCCCCCUCUGCGUUCCCUGGGUGUGUUGCUCUGCCUCUCUCGGAGGAUGUUGAGUCCGUCCAUGGCUGCUGGCUCCCCUGUGGCAGCUGGCUCCAGGGACCUGGUGAUGCAGAGGCUGCAGGACAGCUGUUCCCGCCACCGCUGCCUGUCUUGAUGGGGUCAGGACUCAGAGAUGUGCCACCAGUUCAGCAGUGAAUGUCAGUGUGCGGGCUCCUGGAGGGGCGGGGGACAAAACCGGGAUCUCAUGUUGGGUGGCUGGACCCAGGCAUGCUGCCUGGGUCCUGGGCCACCUCCUCAGCCAUUGUUUCAUGUCUGUCUUCUUCCACUUCACCAGUGACAGGCUCGUCCCCCAUGUCGGCCAGCUCCAUUUCCUCCUGCCUCCCCUCCUCGGGACUGGGAUGGGUGGUUUAGGCACAGGGCUCCCACCAGGGUGCCCCACUGCUUCAAACAAGGGCCCCACGACUGGUUUGACCUCUCCUGGAGCCAGGGCUGGUCAGCUGGUUCCCGGCCACCCUCCUCUCCCCUGGCCUUCUCGUCCCUGUCACCCGACUGCAUCUGGAUAUUCUGCUGCUGCCAGGGCUGCAUGGAACUCCGAUCCUGUGAGGAAGACAGUCACAGGGUUGUGCCCCGCCAUAGCAAGGAAGUUAUGAGAGCGAGCAUUCAGUUACCCCGACUCACGGCUGUGCUCUCGCCUCUGCCAGAGAGGAGGUCCCAGCUGGGGGUGCCCACAUGGCAGUGAGAGCCUCCCCUUCUGAAGCAAUUGUGUUCGAGUGCGGGUCCCUGGGCAACUGCCUCUUUGGCAGGCAUGGACCUUGCCGGCUUGCAGGCCGGGACCACACCCCGCCCCUAACUGCGAGGCUGAACUGCAGAGGCCAGAGUUUGGGGGGUGCUGCCAGUGAGGGUAUGGGGGUGUGUGAACAAGCAUGCUAGGGGGGCCGGCUCUUCAGGGCUUUCUUACCUGUCACUGCACCCUUGACCCUCUCUGAGCCAGGACUCAGGGUGGGUUACCUGUACAGGAACUUGAGAGGGAGUUGUCAGUCAAACAACCAGGACUUCGCUCUCUUCCCAUGUGUGGGUGUGAGGAACACCCUGAGUCUCACCCCAUCCCCCUUGCGCACUCUAGCAUCCCCCUUCCAUCCAGCUACAACCACAAAGGCCAGUGUUUGUGGAGUGCUGCCAGGGAGGGGAGGGUCGAGGCUGGUGUGAAUGAGCAAGCGGGGUGGCUGGCUUCUCAGCUCCUUACCUGUAGGUCAGCCCUCGCCCCUCCCUGAGCUGGCACUUGGGACCAGUUACCUGUACGGGAACUUGAGAGGUAGUUGUUUGUCAGACAUUCAGAACUUAGCUCUCCUUCCGUUGGUAGUGUGAGGUACACCCUGAAUUUUGCCAAGUUCCCUCUGUGUACUCCCCCCUUGUGCUCUAAGUCUCUGCAGCAGAGGGCUCUCGGUAGAGCCUCCGCCCAUAUUCCUACUUACCUGGGUUCACAGCUGGAGCUUAUGUAGGGUGGGCGGGGGAAUGACUAGACGCCAGGGAGGGGGCUCCGCUGCCGUGGGGCCACGAGCGGAUUGGUGGCUGUGGCACUUGGCAUCCUCUGCUCUGCAGAGUCAUGUGGGCGGGGCGGGGCAGGCAGGAGGUGACUUGUCCCUUACAAUGAGUGCCUAUGGCCUACGCUUCCUUAUUUGUGGCAUAACUUUCCGCUGUUGCUGGGGGAGUUCCUGUGCCCGAAACAGCUUAGGGGGUGGACUAACUUGCGCCCCACCCCCAGCCCACCGGCGCAGGGAGUUAUGGCCCAUUCUGCUCGCAUCCAGCUGCUGUGGCUGAGCACCAGUGGGCGACCCAGGUGGAGUGGCAUUGUGCUGCUACACCGUUGUAACUCCUAGUCAGUUUCCCCAGCACUUUUGCCCCUCCCUCCAGGAUUGUGCCAAACAUGUCAAAAAAGACAUUUUAUCUUGCAUGUUACGGACGGCAUUGGAGAUGUAGAUAGAGUUAUGUGCUAAUUUUUGUCAUGUGAAAAGCAUCCCUGGAGCUGAAAUUGCAUAUUUAUUUUAGGGGAAAUGUUGUGUGUUUGCGUGUCUGGGAUCCACAACUGAACUGCUGAGCCUGAUUUUUAAAGGAGGAGAUAAGAACGGGUGGAGAGCAGCUUUUUAGCCUUUUCCCCUUGCUUAGUUUUUAGUCAUGAUUAGCAAGCUGCUUUUACUCAGCUGACAAAAAGGGUAUGAGGGAAAGUGAUUAGCAAGUCCGUUGUGCCGCUCUUGCAGAACGCACCAUGGCCGCAUUUUGCACUAAAAGGAGUCUCUCGAGAGACGAAUGGAAUGACCUGGUGUAGCAUAGUGGCUAAGUAGCUGAACUGUGGUGGCACUGCUGGUUCGAAUCCCACUCCUGCCACGAACUCUGCAGGUGGCCUUGGGUCAGCCCCUCCUCUCAGCCUCAGCGCCCCAGCUGUAUUGUGGGGAUCAUCAUAACACUGACUUUGUCCACUGCUCUGAAUGAGGCACUAAUCUGUCCAGAAGAGAGGUAUACAAAUGAACUGUUAUUAUUACAUUAGAGGUGUAGAGCUGCACUGAGGGAAUUCACUGCUGCUAAUUCUAGGGGAAGGUGAAGUAAGAGCAAUUGCUCCCAAAUAGCCACUAGAUGUCCUUCUGCUUCUGUUCUAGAGGAACGCAUAGUAUGGCUUGCAAUGGAGAUGUUUCAGCUGCCUUCACUUUUGUGUCAGUAACAUGUACACAGUUGCAUAAUACAUGUAAGUGCAGAAAAGUCACACUUUGGAAAAUACUGUGUUUAGAAAAAUACAAAGUGGACUUUUCUCCCUCUUACUAAUUUCCCUUUAUAGAGAAAAGCAGACCGAUGCCUUGUAGCUUUGCAUGAAACGGAUUCUAAAAAUUGCCUAUAUUAGUAAAGCUGAAUGUGGCUUGAAUUCCAGCAUAUAAAUUAGUAACUGGGGGCCUCUUCAGGGCGCUUCCUGCUCUUGCUCCCCAGCCAAGAAGUAAAAAGUAGAGAAGUAAGAGCUAAGCUACAAGAGACGAAUUACACAAGGAGGAGCACGUGAAGGGAGUUGCAAGGUUAGCCGGGAAGCCGAGUUUUAAGAGAUCGGAAGGCUUUGUCAAUUUCCCCUCUGGACAGAGCCAGGGAGAUCUCUGCUGGGAGGAUUUACUUUCCUCUUUGCCUGGGGAAGGGUCUGUCAGUUUCACCUAUCCUUCUUGGCGGCAAAGAGGAAAUUAACAAGUCCUCUGAGCAGCAAUCUCCCUGUCUCUGUAGAGAGGAGAAGUUCACAAAGCCUUCCAAUCUCUUUUAAAACUCAACUUCCCAGCUAACAUUGCGACUCCCUUCACGUGCUCCUCCUUGGCUCUGAGUGACCCAGAAGGAACUGGAACCGAGACUCGGGUCCACCCCCAGCCCUCCUGCUCCAAGCAUCCCUUUGGGAAAAUUGCAGAGGAGUGUGUAGACUAAUGGAAGAAUCAGAUUUGAAACGUUGCACCGGCUCCACUUAAGUGGCCAGAGAACGAUUUGGGGGAGUCAGAAAGAUGCCGGGUCCUUUUAAAAAUAUGCUGGUAGUUUCCUGUUUGAGCCACUCUGAGUGGGAAAAGAGAGGAAAGUCAGAGUGAAGCAACAAGGAAACGCAGCUCUUCCUGUCUGCCCCGCUUUCUGGUUAUGUUCAGAAGGGUCAGGAGAAGGAUCCCAACAGGAAAAGGAAGUAGCUGGUAUGUGUUCAACGUUAGCCACUGUUCUGAGAUUUUCCUGUGUCUGUUCAUGCGUUCUUUUGCCCAUUAGAGGCAAACCUUUUGUGGAAUUACUUUUACUCAAGAAACGGUGCGCAGGAGAAGCAACAUGUACAAUAUCUGUCCAUUUUCUGAUGUAUUAAAUCCUUUCCUUAUUUCUACCACUUGAAGGCUUGCUGGUUUUCCUUCGCUGAUUUCUACUUCACGUUCAGUAUACUUUGUAAACGUUUAUGCUAACUAAUGGGCAGAGAAAAUUAAAAUAUAUUUUCUACAA